Aspergillus uvarum CBS 121591 is the source of this 1223-nucleotide messenger RNA. RefSeq lists its product as uncharacterized. Lineage: Eukaryota; Fungi; Ascomycota; Eurotiomycetes; Eurotiales; Aspergillaceae. The transcript has a single exon. The record is from RefSeq and is a predicted model, not a curated record. The coding region runs from base 396 to 1217 and encodes 273 amino acids.
GAAGUCCUUUUCAUUGAGCGACGAGCCUUCGAACACAAAGCCACUCCAUUCUAAAUAGCUCUCUAGGAGACCGUCCUCUUUGCUGGAGUCGUUGGGUAAGGUGGGUGCCAGCGAACGAUCGAGCCACCAGCUGGCGGUAUUCUGUUUGCUCGAGUUGCUGUCAACCAUGCUGAGCUUUUAGACGUAGCAAACUGGCAAACACCCCACCAUUCAGCUUUGGUGGGGAGGCUCAUCCCGUCCUAUCUGGUCUUCAUAUACAGUGUCCUCACUUCACUUCUGCUCCCAUCCAUCCCAUCCUCUCAUCACCGUCCUCAAAGCUUACAUCACAUCCAUCAAAAGCACCUUCGAUAUCCCACACUGCCUUCUAAAGCUGAUCCGCCUAGAUCCGAGCAAAUAUGCCUGUACCAGAACCCGGUCCCAGUAGUGCGUCAACACUCUCAUCCUCGUCCUGGCCCGGGGCAUCGGGGUCAAGGACAGUGAGUGAGGCGUCCGCCAACACAAACGUGACUGGAUCCCCUGCCGGCUGGACCAAUGCUCACCAGACCAUGAACCAGAGCGGCAGCCGAGCAUAUUCGCUGGAAGACCUCGGGCUCUUUCUGCGGGGUCUUGACCUGAGGACCCCGCAGAGUUCCGUCGAUGCCACGCUGGGCGACUACCUGCUGCAUAUGGCGGCCCUUGCAAGAGAUCAAGAUACUGCCUCUCAACCUGGAAUCACGGACGCAGUUGGCUCGUGGCUGGUUCAAGAUGAGGAUCCGCAGCAUGAUAUGCUGACGAUUAGUGUCGAUGUUGCGAUGGCUCAUUUGAGGAACAUGCUCCUGACGAUUGUGAAUGGCCAACGAAGACAACAUAAGCAUGAACGCGACGAGCAGACCAGUAUACAAUUCUUCGUGGAAAAUAAGUUGCGUGAAACAAUGCACAGCAAAUUCGAGCUUCAGAUGGAAUUAGACGAGGCCAUCAAGAAGAAAGACAAGCUGCAGGAGACACUAGACACUUGCGAGCAGAAAAACGAAUAUCUGCAGGUUCAGCUUGCUCAAGCUAACGCAACCAAUCAACAAACCCUGGACCAACUCCUAGCGAGAUUGCACACCACCCAGAAGCAGGUGACAAGGCUACAGGCUGAGCGAGAGGAACUGCUUAGGGUACUCGAGCUGUGCAACGCUAAGAAUGAGAUAAAUGAGCGGGAUCGGAGAUGGCGUGGACAGACGGCAUUGCAUUAAUGUCAC